Aspergillus pseudoviridinutans is the source of this 1470-nucleotide messenger RNA. Its product is annotated as serine/threonine-protein phosphatase 2A activator 1. The record is from RefSeq and is a predicted model, not a curated record. Gene Ontology annotation, molecular function: peptidyl-prolyl cis-trans isomerase activity; protein tyrosine phosphatase activator activity. The transcript has 2 exons. Lineage: Eukaryota; Fungi; Ascomycota; Eurotiomycetes; Eurotiales; Aspergillaceae. Gene Ontology annotation, cellular component: nucleus; cytoplasm; protein phosphatase type 2A complex. Gene Ontology annotation, biological process: mitotic spindle organization. The coding region runs from base 1 to 1470 and encodes 489 amino acids.
AUGGCAAACAGUUUCCCCUUCCGGGUUCUUCCAACCAUCGACCCCUCUGCGGGGCAUACCUUCAUCACCCCCAGCAAGAGAAUCCACGAAUCUCAAGAUGUAUCACAGUUCCUCGUCUCCAAAGCCUACGUCGAUAUCAUGACCUUCCUCCUACAGCUCAACCGGGCCAUGAUCCCCGUCAAACUUGCCGACGGCACUGUACAAUCCUGGCCGAUCAACACAGACGCCGUCGAGUUCUCCGCACCUGUACGGCAGCUCCAGCUGCUCCUGACAAAACUGGAGGAGCUUCUCGAAGAGGCGCCGCCUGAUACCGGUCCUCGGAGGUUUGGGAAUAUUAGUUUCCGCAGGUGGUACGAGCUCGUAGAGAGCCGAGCCUCGGAGCUCCUGGAGGAGUGUCUGUCGUCUGAGCUGCUGCAGGCCCGAUCAUCGGAUCCUAAUGGGGUGACCGCGGAGGUAGAACUCAAAGCGUACUUCUUAGGCAGCUUGGGGAGCCCUCAGAGGCUGGACUAUGGGACUGGACAUGAGCUGAGCUUUCUGGCUUUCCUGGCUGGGAUAUGGAAGCUGAAUGGGUUUCCGAAGACGACACCGGGGGUGGAGGAGAGAGCUAUCGUCUUGGGGGUCAUACAGCCAUAUCUAGAGUUGGUGCGAACCAUCAUCAAGCGGUACACGCUCGAACCGGCAGGGUCGCAUGGCGUCUGGGGACUGGACGACCAUUCCUUCAUCCCGUACAUUCUGGGAUCUGCGCAACUGGCGCCAGCCAUUUCAGAAACAGACCCAACACCUGAAGAAGGCUCGCUUGCAGGUGCUCCAUCGCCCAGUGGUGUCGCCAAAGCACAUAUCGUCGAACGAGAAAGGUUGACAAAUAUGUAUUUCUCCGCGAUUGGGUUCAUUUACGAUGUCAAGAAAGGCCCAUUCUGGGAACACAGCCCUAUGCUCUACGACAUUUCCGGCAUUCAGGCUGGUUGGGGGAAAAUCAAUAAGGUUAGUCUCGUUGCGUUUGCUCGAAUUGACCGAGUGCUUACUCUUCAGGGUAUGAUCAAAAUGUACAACGCGGAAGUACUAUCCAAGUUUCCCGUCGUGCAGCACUUCCCCUUUGGCUCCCUCUUCCGCUGGGACCGCGAUCCAAAUGCCGUCCCGCCCCCGACGUCCGUUCAUACAUCUACCGCUCAGUCUCAGUCUAGGGAGCCAGCGGUUCCAUCUGCAGGACAGAUGCCGUCGUCGGGGACCAGGGCACCCUGGGCAACUGGUACUCAGGCCGCCCCGCCGGUUGGUGCAGGGACCGCCGCACCAUGGGCAGCAAGGAGAGAUGGAAGCAUCCCCGGAGAACCACCUACUUCCCUUCCCGAUACGUCACGACUACCCCCUGGUUCUAUGGCCCCUACCAGAGCUCCGUGGGCAGCAUCGUCUGGCGGGCAGGCACCCGGCGGUGAUUCAACCCAAGCUCCUACGAAAGCUCCCUGGGCAAAGUAA